AUGGAGUGCCGAGCUGCGGGUCCGUCGCAUGCCUGCUCUUGUGCAACCACUGCUGAGGUGUUGUCGCAGCUGGACACUGAGCUCCACGGUUCAGCAGCCCCUCGUGUCAUGUCGCAGAGUGGGGUCUCCGGGUUGCAGGAGGAGAACCUGCAGGGCUCCUGGGUAGAAUUGCACUUCAGCAAUAAUGGGAAUGGGAGCGGUGUUCCAGCCUCAGUUUCUAUUUAUAAUGGUGACAUGGAAAAAAUACUGCUAGAUGCCCAGCAUGAAUCUGGAUGGAGUAGCUCGAAGAGUUCUCACUGUGACAGCCCACCUUGCUCACAGACACCACAAGAUACUAAUAGAACUUCUGAAAUAGAUACACAUAGCAUUGGAGAAAAAAACUGCUCUCAGUCUGAGGAGGAUUAUAUUGAGAGAAAGAAAGAACCUGAAUACACCAUAUCUACAGAUGAUAUGCAAAUGGGAACAGAAAUAUCAAAUAGCACUACACUGGUGGAAUUUGUUCUCUUGGGGUUUUCUGAUAUUCCCAACCUUCAGUGGAUCCUCUUUGGAACAUUUUUACUCAUGUAUCUGACAAUUCUGAUCUGCAAUAGCCUUAUAAUACUAAUAACAAUAGUUGACCCUGCUCUUCAGAUGCCUGUGUAUUUUUUCCUUAGCAAUUUUUCCUUUUUGGAAAUCUGUUAUGUAACAGUCACGAUCCCGAGAAUGCUCAUGGACAUUUGUACCCAAAAAGGAAAUAUUUCCAUGGUUGCCUGUGCUACACAAAUGUGCUUUGUCCUCAUCCUGGGAGGCACAGAGUGCCUCCUGCUGACUGCGAUGGCCUAUGACCGGUACAUAGCCAUCUGCCAUCCCCUGCAUUACACCCUGAUUAUGAACCGCAAAUUCUGCGUGCAGCUCGUGGCCGCCUCCUGGAUCAGUACAGUUCCCGUUGUGAUUGGGCAAAUAUGCUGGAUUUUCUCUUUGCCCUUUUGUGGGUCUAACAAAAUUGAUCACUUCUUCUGUGACCUCCCCCCAUUACUCAAGCUGGCUUGUGGGGACACAUUUGCAAAUGAGACAGAAGUCUAUGUGGUAGUGGUGGUGUUUGUCACUUUUCCCUUUCUGCUGAUCAUCAUCUCCUAUGGCAGAAUUGUCUCCAGAAUUCUGAGAAUACCCUUGGCGGGUGGGAGGGCCAAAGCCUUCUCCACCUGCUCCUCUCACCUGACAGUUGUGGUCUUAUUCUAUGGAACAGCCAACAUCACUUAUUUACAGCCCAAACCAAGGCAGAUUGAAGACAUGGGAAAGCUCCUCUCUCUUUUCUACACCAUUUUGAUCCCAAGUCUGAAUCCCAUCAUCUACUCGCUGAGGAACAAGGACAUCAUGUUGGCUCUGAGAAAGCUACUAAGUCAUCAGCAUGGGGAAAAGACUUGA
Molecule: messenger RNA, 1404 nt
Organism: Heterocephalus glaber (naked mole-rat)
Lineage: Eukaryota; Metazoa; Chordata; Mammalia; Rodentia; Bathyergidae
Source: RefSeq, a predicted model, not a curated record